Leptomonas pyrrhocoris is the source of this 3222-nucleotide messenger RNA. RefSeq lists its product as hypothetical. Lineage: Eukaryota; Euglenozoa; Kinetoplastea; Trypanosomatida; Trypanosomatidae. Bases 1 to 3222 code for a protein of 1073 amino acids. The record is from RefSeq and is a predicted model, not a curated record. The transcript has a single exon.
AUGGCCUGCUACGGUGAUCCGGAAGCACAUCGGUGCAUCCUGGAGGAGGUGGCCGCCCGCCCUGCUGCGCCGCGGCUCAUCGCGUAUCUGCGCGCUGCCGUGAUGGCCUCGCAAGGCUCCGACGUUGGCAUCCAACAACUCCGUCGCUUCCCCGGUGCGGUAGAGCAGCCGGGGCCCCACCUCAAAGUCACCCUCUCUCUCCUCUCUAUGACGGUUCUCGCCUCCACCGCCAAGCCGUCUUUCCGUAGAGAGCAGCAACGAGUGUACGAGACACUGGCGCGCGAGCGGGCGUCGUUAAUGCAGCAAGGUGAGCAGCUUAAAACGAAGCGUAGCGACGACGGCGGCGUGCCACUGCUGUGGGGAGUGUCCAGCGGGGUUGCUGCAAAUGUAUCCGUCAACGUUGCGAGUUCCGACAUCGGCAGUGCCUCGGCAGUCUUCGCCGCCGCCGCCGGUAGCGUCUCUUUUGCGCCGUCGAGCAGCGGUGCGGAGGAGUCGAAGAUGCCAGAGGAGGAGACGCUUUCCCCCAUGCAGCGAUGGGAGCAGUCCAUGGACGUGUUGAACUACGGCGAAGCCUACGCGAACUACCUGAGCGGCUUUACGGUGCUUUGGUACGAACUCUUUGGCCCCCACUACUCCUACCAGCCGGGGCCUCCGUUGUCGAGUGCGGGAGAUGGCGAAGCGGAGGCGGGCGGGUGGGCCUCCAGCUCGUCCCCGCCCUCUCCCCCCAGGCAGUGGGAGCCGCAGGUGCCGCCGCACCUCUACGCCGUUCGCUGGGCCGAAAUCCUCACUCCGCAGCGCCGUGCCUGGUACCAAGGACUGCACAACGUGGUCAAGGAGUUGCUGGUCCGCAUCCUCAGUCGGGAGCUGCCGCUGGAGCUGUACGCUCUUUUUAUCCUGUACGCCAAUCUCUCGCUCCGUGUCUACCUCUUGCAGACCCUGGCGGAGGUGUUUGAGUGGACGUCGCACUACUUGGAUGUGCUGUGCUACGUACACGUGAUGCGGCAGAGCUAUAGCAUUCAGUGCGAGAUGUCCGAGCUGCAGCGCGUUUGGACCUCGUUUGGCUUGUUCGACAGCCGCUUCAUUGAGGACUGUCGUGAGUUUAACAAGAUGUACACCGAGUCGCAAGGUGCUUUCUCGGAGCAGCAGGUGAUGGAGGGAAACACCCUCGCAACAUGCCGCAACAGCACCGCGCCGGCAGGACGGUCGCCGAUGCCAGCAGGUCCAGCGGCGCGCUCCUCCUCUGGACGGGCACACACACAUCCGCACAGCACCGACAGCAGCGAGGAGACUGCCGCUCCUCGGGCCACGCCGGCGUUUUCUCCCCUAGACGCCACCUCCGCUGUCGCGGUGAAUACCACUGCUUCCACCUCGAAUACCACCAAUGGGGCUGCGGAUACGAUGCAGCGUAUUUUUCCCUUGCGCGCCGCCGUGGGCAACGCCUCCUCCGACGCGGCAGACGCCGUCCACUCGAGCGCGUCCUCCAGCCCCGAUGAUGAACCACUGUCAUCUGCGAGCGAGGUAGGGGCGGACACCGGCACCCACCGGGCGAAGCGUGCCGUCUACCUUCCUCUCUUUUACACCUGCUGUUGCUUUACCUGGAUCUUGCAGCGCUCCUUUUGGAGCAUGUACGGCCGCUGCUCGCUGUUGCUGGAGAGCUGCUUGGGGAAUGCGUCAACGCCGCAGGUGCUACGGGUAGAAGUGAAGAGCGACAGGGAGAGCGGCGGCAGCACCUCGGCGCUCUUUGCCGCUUCUUCGCUCGGCGCACGACGUCGCGGCACAGCAGCCACGUCGACGGCGACUUCGACGCGCGCGCUGCCGAUCCCAUCGUCGGCGGCGGCGGCGGGCGGGGGUGGCGGGGACAGGCGGGUGGCAGGCGCGGCAGUUGGCACUGCCCCGUCGCCGAAACCAACCGCGGCCCCCCACGCUUCUACCCCACCUGGGGGCAAUCUCGGUCAGGGCAGCACGGGAAAUACCCGUCUGGCAGGCCGACCACCGCAGGCUCCACGCACUUCACUGCCGCAGCCACCGAUGCAGUCCGAGCAGCACCAGCAGCAAGCGCAGUCUGCGAUGGCUAUUCCCCAGCACAACAAAGCGGCGACCCAGACACCGUCAAAUCCGCCAAGCAGCGUGCAGACCCCUGCGGCGGCGCUUCCCACAAGCACCCCGUCGCUUGCAUCGGAAGCUGCCUCGCCCUCUGCGACCACACGCAAUAGCAAUGGAGGCGGGGAGACAUCUGGAUUGCAUUCAAGAUGGGCAAUGCUGCUGCACAUGCUCGUCCCCUGGCGCCAUCAACACCACAGCAGUCGUAGACUGAAUGAAGAGCACAGCACUGCAUCGCCCGUCCCAGGCAGCCCGGAUGCGGCCUCUGCUUCUCCGCCAGUGGCGCCGGCAACACCUCAGCGCUCUAGCAAAGAGGAACUCGCUGCGACUGCAAACUUCGCGGGGAAGGAAGAGGAUCGUACUGCCGCAGCUGCUGCUGCAUCCGCGUCGUUAACGUGCUCGGGCGCGCCCUUUUUUCUCAACUACACGCAUCGCGCACGUGAGAUUCAGCUCUACGAGGACCCUUCGGCCAGCUGCACGGGCAGCGGGCGUACUUCCGACUCUGACCCGCUCUUCUUCGAAGAGUUCCACUUUUUACGAGAAACGGGCUGCUACGUACUGUCUCACGCGCUGCGCAAUAUCACCUGCUACCCCCGCUACCCCGCCACGUUGCUCAUCUUCACCGACAACACGCACCGUCCAGGGCGGGUGUCGUGGUGCGGCCACAAGUUUUCUGUCCUCUCCUCCCCCGUCGACGACGGCGAGGAGCGGCGGGGCUUGACUCCGUGGGUCCUGUGCGCCGUCAUCCCUCACACGCGACUCGCUUCCAACGGCGCGGCGCGUGCGCAGCAGGAGGAGCGUCUUUUGCAGCACGUGGCGUUUCAGGUGGCCGGCGCGAAAAGCUCGCGCGUGCGCUUCUGCACGGCGAACUCUAUCUUCUUUACGUUGAACGGGGGAGCGGACAUGGAUGGCGGUCAGCUGUAUUUUGCGCUCCAUCUCCACGUGCCGCACACAAUCGGCGAGGGCGGCCACGUCUCCACGGAACAGGUGAUGCAAGAAGAGAGCCAGUGGGCUUUCCGAGAGCUGGGAGAGCUGCACUGCAGCUGGGCAAUGGCGUGCACGUGUAACGAGGCAUUGCGCGUCGCCUGCCAAGUGGGACCCGUCGACGACCAAGCAGUGUAG